Messenger RNA from Penicillium maclennaniae, 849 nucleotides. RefSeq lists its product as uncharacterized. The record is from RefSeq and is a predicted model, not a curated record. Gene Ontology annotation, biological process: fatty acid beta-oxidation. The transcript has a single exon. Gene Ontology annotation, cellular component: mitochondrion. Bases 1 to 849 code for a protein of 282 amino acids. Gene Ontology annotation, molecular function: enoyl-CoA hydratase activity. Lineage: Eukaryota; Fungi; Ascomycota; Eurotiomycetes; Eurotiales; Aspergillaceae.
AUGACCUCCCAAAUCCUGAAAACCAUAACUCGCCGCCCAUCAGGCACAAUAGCCCACCUUACAAUAUCCCGCCCGUCCAAACUAAACGCCCUAAACACCCCCCUCCUCCUCUCCCUCCCCUCAACUCUCAAAUCCAUAGCAUCAAGCAACAGAGACCUUCUCGCCGUGGUCCUCACCGGCGCCGGACCCAAAGCAUUCAUCGGCGGCGCCGACAUCGCCGAAAUGGCCUCUCUAGCCUCACCCUCCGCAGCACGGGAAUUCAUCACCAAGGUCUCUGAUGCUUGUAGCGCAGUGCGCGAAUGUCCGGUCCCCGUCAUCGCGCGCGUAAACGGGUACGCACUCGGCGCGGGAUUAGAGAUCGCCGCGUGUUGUGAUUUUAGGGUUGCGAGUCGAAAUGCGGUCUUUGGGAUGCCCAAGGUAGGUAACUCUAGUUAUAUUUUCUCUGUUCUAUGUUUCAGGGAGAAGUUUCUAUUCACGCUACCUUUUUCAAAGCUGACGAAGAAGGUUCGCGUUGGCAUUCCUAGUGUUGUCGAGGCGGCGUUACUUCCUGGACUGAUUGGAUGGGGCCGGGCGAGACGACUUCUCAUGCUUGGGGAGAAUAUUGAUGCUGAGGAGGCGCUGAGAUGGGGGCUUGUGGAGAAGGUUGUUGAGGUGGAGGAAUUGGAUGGUGCUGUAGAGGGGUGGUUGGGUCUCUUGGAUGGGAAUGGACCUUUGGCUGUGCGGAAGCAGAAGGCUUUGAUGAGGAUUUGGGAGAAUGAGUCGCUGGAUCGGGCUAUUCGGGCCGGGAUUGAUGCCUUUGGAGAGUCUUUUGUGGCGGAUGCGCAGGAGAGACGGAACCGAGCACGAUGA